This is a messenger RNA of Nasonia vitripennis (jewel wasp), 1411 nucleotides long. RefSeq lists its product as uncharacterized. The coding region runs from base 274 to 828 and encodes 184 amino acids. NCBI's taxonomy places the organism in Eukaryota, Metazoa, Arthropoda, Insecta, Hymenoptera, Pteromalidae. The transcript has 2 exons. The record is from RefSeq and is a predicted model, not a curated record.
AGUUAUCUAUUUUGACAACUUUGGAGAUAUGGAUGGAUUUUUAUGGAUUUAGUAAAUACGUGCAGGUGCUAAUUGUGCUAAUUGGUUUAAUAUAUGGUGUUAUAAUGCAAUUCGGCUACUGAAACCUUGGUCUACGAUAAUAUUAAAUGAAAUGUAAUGCAGAUCAAACAGAAUGUAUACGCGAAGAAUACGUCAUGCCACCAACUUUAAAGAACAAUAUGUGAAUGACGUAUAUUCAUUUCAUUUAAUUAGAAAAUAAAUAUUUGUAAGACAAUGAGCAAGCGUGGUCCAAAAACAAAGAUUACUCAUGAAAUGAGAGUAGCAGAACUAAAGAACCAUAAUAUUUUUGAUGACAAUGGGAAAGUGAAAAAAGAAAGCGAUCCAGUAUGGAUCAUUAUAUGCAAUAAUUUAAACCAAAAUGAUCCGCUAAGAUCACUAACUGUGCGCAAUAUACAAACAUAUGUAGCUCAGAAUCGUAACAAUGUGAUACUCGACAUAAAAGCUACUUUAACAGAUAGUUCAUCAAAUGUAAAACCUCAAGACCAAGAAGAUAAUUUAAAGUUUGAUGUGGAGGAACAAUUAUUAAGAAUCAAGAAUGAUGCAUUGUACAAAUCUACUGUUAGAGAAUUUUGUACUUAUCCAUUUGUUCUUUUUUACUGGAGCUUCGAAGCACUUAAUUUGGUAUCACUUUUCAAUGAUAAAAUGUUUGUUUUUGGAGUUAUUGGAUCAUUAUCUCAAUCCUUUACUGCGCCUUAUAAAUCAUGCAGUAAGGUGAUAUUUCAAUUCACUCUUUGUUCGGGUUAUGUAUGGCCGUUUAGCGAGAUUUGAAUUUUGCGCCGUAGAGCGUCGAUCGCUGCGGCGAGAGCGGGCGAGCGCAUGCGCGCGCCGCCAGGGACAUAUCUUUUUCGCGCGGGAUUGGGGCUCGCGAGCACGUGCCAGUCAGUUCUGACAGCUUCUCCCGAGGAACCGGUCGACUUUUGCAUCUUGCGUCUACACCUCUUGUAUUUGCGUGCGAUUAAAGUCGUUACUCACGUCCUUUUCAGGACGGUCGACUCUACUUUUAAUUCCGUGCGUCGCGUAUUGUGUGCGAAUUACGAGAGGUGUGCUGUGUAUGUGUGUUUUCUUCGUGUGUUGGGACGCCGGCCACGUUCGAGUUUCCUCGGCGUGCCGAUUUCCACCCGGCGAUCGCUACCUACGCGGCAGGGCUGAAAAGGGAUAGGUUCCCUCGAGACGUCGAGGCGUCCUGCGACCGAGGAAGGUGCAUCCCACCCACGUGCGGCCAGGUCUUUACGUCGCGCCGUCCACGUUUCGUUCUGCGAACAAGGUAGGAGAGCUCUCUAGCGUGCGAAAGGUACCUCGCGGCGAAUUUAGCGUUUCUCUCUCUCUCUCUCUCUCUCUCUCUCUCUCUCUC